AUGGCUGCCGAGUUCUGCAUUCAGAAAGUGGAAGAAUACAGAAAGCUCAUUCGUCAUAAUGAGACAUUCAUGUUGGUUUUUUGUGUUUUAAACUUAAUAUUUCCACUUGUGGGAGUUCUUGGGAAUCUCCUUGUUAUCCGUGCCUUGUGGAAAUCAUCGUCGAUUCCAGCCAAUUUAAGAAAGUUAUUCUUGAGUCUCGCUGUCUCUGAUCUCGCUGUUGGUUUGCUGGCUCAAUUAAUGUUCGGUGUAAUUAACGCAGUUAUGUUAAAGAUGGCGGAAUAUGGAAAUUAUGACAUCAGUUUCCUCUGUCCAACGAUUUCAAACGCACGUUUUUUCUUGUUACUUUUCCUAACUUCUGCGUCGUUUUUGACAAUAUCCGGCAUUGCAGUGGAUAGACUUCUCGCCAUUUCUCUCCAUCUCCGAUAUCAGGAGCUAGUAACUUCAAGAAAGAUUGUUUUGGCUUUGGCCGCGUCAUGGUUGGCUAGUACUGUCACGGCUUCUAUAUUUGUCGUCCUUCCUGAAAAAAAUACUCUUGUUGUCAUCGUUGUAGGUUUUGUUGGAUUUGUCGUAACAACAGCGGCGUACAUACGCAUUUAUAAAGUUGUGAGGUAUCAUCAGGCUCAAUUGCAGGCUCAGAGAGGAAGGUCAGAAGUUAAUUCAAUAGCCUUUCUCCGAGAAGGAAAGUCGGCCCUGAAUACUUUAUACGUCUAUAUAGUUUACUUCGUUUGUUAUUUCCCCUAUUUGUGUACUUUAGCCAUUUUGACAACAGAUAGUCUCAAUAUGUCAUUUAUACUCGCGAACCAUGUUUCGUUUUUCUUGAUUCUUCUGAACUCUUCAUUAAACCCUUUGGUUUACUGCUGGCGAUAUCGGGAGAUUCGGGAAAGUGUUAUAAGAAUGGUAAAGAAACUAUUUUGCUUUCCAGCAACUGAACAUUAAAGGAUGGAAUUGAAGACGAUAAGCUAACAGGAUAAGACUU
Messenger RNA from Pocillopora verrucosa, 976 nucleotides. RefSeq names its product melanocyte-stimulating hormone receptor-like. Gene Ontology annotation, biological process: G protein-coupled receptor signaling pathway. Gene Ontology annotation, molecular function: G protein-coupled receptor activity. Gene Ontology annotation, cellular component: membrane. The record is from RefSeq and is a predicted model, not a curated record. NCBI's taxonomy places the organism in Eukaryota, Metazoa, Cnidaria, Anthozoa, Scleractinia, Pocilloporidae.